AUGAAAAUCCCCGGAACAGUACCCCUGGUCGAAUCAACAGAAAUUAUACUCUCUCCUACCCCUUCGAGUGACCCCGAUGAUCCUCUCAACUGGUCUCCCCGACGCAAACUAUUGUCCAUGUUCUGCAUGGUCUUGUAUUGUGUCGCCUUCUGUGUUCCUUCAGCCUCCAUCUUCUCGGUCUUCAUUCCCAUCUCUCAGAACACAGGUCUUCCUCUGGCCACUUUGAACCAGGGAACCGGCUACAUGUUUCUACUCUUUGGACUGGGAUGUAUCAUUGUCCAUCCGCUCAGCGUCAAGUAUGGAAAGCGGCCUGUCUACCUGAUUUCUGUACUAGGCACGGCUUUGAUUCAGCUUUGGGGUCCGAAAAUCAACUCUUCCGGAACCUGGAUUGGAUCAAAAGUUAUUCAGGGACUUUUGGGGGCCUCUGUGGAGUCUCUUUGCGAAGUCACUGUGUCCGACCUUUGGUUUGAGCACGAGCGAGGACGAUGGAUAGGUGUCUAUGGCUUUGCGUUGAUGUUUGCGUCAAAUAUCGCCCCUGUUUUUGCCGGAUUCAUCACCCAGAGUAUGGGCUGGAGAUGGGUUCUCUACUGGGGCUCGAUUUUCGAUGCCGUUUGUUUCCUUUUCCUAUUUCUGUUCUUUGAAGAGACCAACUUCAGACGACAGGGGGAGCAGAGCCUGCAGGCAGAUUCUGAGCUCGAGAACGAGACAGAAGCAGGCGAGAAAAAGAAACAAGUUCAAUUCAUUACAGAUGUCGAAGUCGGUCAACUGUUUGAAAAGAAAUCCUUCCUUUCCAAACUGUCCCCCUUUUCUGUUUCAAAAGAGACGAUUCUACUGCCCAUGUUGGUGCGACCCUUCACCCUGGUAAAGUACCCAGUGGUUCUCUUUUCGGGCUUCAUGUGUGGAACAGGGCUCAUUUGUUUCAAUAUUUGCAACGCAACCACCUCCUUUGUGCUCUCCAACGCUCCCUACAACUUCCCAGCCUCCAGGGUCGGUCUCUGCUACCUGUCUCCGUGUGUCAUGGUGCUCGUCUUUUCAUUCUAUGGCGGCUACAUUUCCGACAAGUUGCGGGUUCUGCUGGCCAGAAGAAACGGAGGACUGUCGGAACCCGAACAUCGACUCUGGAUUCUCUCAGCAUACCUCCUUCUGUGUCCUCCAGCUCUCGUUCUAUGGGGCGUGGGAGCCUCCAACGGCAUUCACUGGUUCCCCAUAGUCUUUGGAAUGGGUCUAGUGAAGGGACUAGGGACGCUGACUUCCAUUUCUGCCAUCAACUAUGUGGUGGACUCCUACAGAGACAUGACCUCCGACUCAAUGGUGCUUGUCAUGCUCAUUCGCAACACCAUGUCUUUCUGUAUCUCGUACGGAAUCACUCCAUGGUUCAUGAACGAGGGCCUCACUCGAUGUUUUGCGGAGGCGGCAGGACUGGCAUUUGCCUGCUGUGCUACCAUGUUCAUUUUUGUCCGCUGGGGAAAGAAAAUGAGAGAAGUGGGCGCCGAACGGUAUUGGAGGAUGGUCGAGGAAAAGUAG
This is a messenger RNA of Yarrowia lipolytica CLIB122, 1524 nucleotides long. RefSeq lists its product as uncharacterized. Gene Ontology annotation, cellular component: plasma membrane. Gene Ontology annotation, biological process: transmembrane transport. The record is from RefSeq and is a predicted model, not a curated record. Gene Ontology annotation, molecular function: transmembrane transporter activity. Lineage: Eukaryota; Fungi; Ascomycota; Dipodascomycetes; Dipodascales.